GAGAGGUGGGGCUUUCAUGAGGUCGUCUUCCAAAUGGGAUAUCGGGGAAUAGAUAAUGAAGGGAUUUACUUGUACGCAAUAAGGAAAACCUUCUUCAAGAGAAAUUCCGAUUUGUAAUCAUGCGCUUCGGUAAUUAAAUGAUAUCCGAAUGGUUAUACGACGAAGACGCUUUCUUUCUCACUUCUUUCCUUCAUUAGUAUAAUCGUGUAUGACGGUUACGUCCCACGUCAGUUUAGGUCUCACGAAGCAGCUGACGAGGUUACAUCAAGUUUCCCACUACCAGUUAACGAAACACUUUACAACCAUGCCUUGUCCGUUUUUGACGAAGCUUACCACAGCGUAUGUGAGGAAUUAUGCUCCCACAUUAUUGAAAAUGUACGGAAGCCAAUGCCCAGUCAUGUCGCAAUCUAUGAGCAGCAUGGCUUCAGCGAGUAAAGAGCUGGAGGAACCGGAUAAUUCAGUUACCAAGAAAUGCCCAUUUUUAAAUGAAGUAACUGAUAUGGUGAAGGAAGCUAGUCAAGAAGACAUCAUAGAGCUGGAUUCAAAGCCAGUUAAUGAUGUAUUCCAAUAUGAUAAGUUUUUCCACCAGCAAAUUUUAAAGAAGAAGAAGGAUCAUUCAUAUAGAAUCUUCAAGAAGGUGAACCGUCUCGCCGGCCCUGGCCAAUUUCCCAAGGCCGUUGAGUAUUCUUGGGGUGAGAGACCUAUUACCGUCUGGUGCUCAAACGAUUAUUUGGGCAUGUCAUGCCACCCAGAGGUGAAAAACGCGGUGCGCACAGCUCUUGAUCAAUACGGUGCUGGUGCCGGUGGUACCAGGAAUAUAUCAGGAAAUUCGAUCUACCAUGAAAAACUUGAAAAUACCCUUGCCGCUUUGCAUCAAAAGGAAGGCGCUCUUUUAUUUACUUCAUGUUUUGUUGCUAACGAUUCAACUCUCUUCACCUUAGCGAAAGCACUACCAGGUUGUCAUAUUUUCUCGGAUGAAGGUAACCAUGCCUCCAUGAUUCAAGGUAUUCGUAAUAGCAAAGUACCUAAGCACAUCUUCCGCCAUAACGACCCUGAGCACCUAGAGGAGCUCCUGAAAGCCGUCGACGUCAAUGUACCGAAAAUUGUUGCUUUCGAAACUGUGCAUUCCAUGACCGGUGCCGUCUGUCCCUUAGAAGAAUUGUGCGACAUCGCCCACAAGUACGGAGCAUUAACUUUUGUAGAUGAGGUUCAUGCUGUUGGACUCUAUGGAAAUCACGGCGCGGGCAUCGGGGAAAGAGAUAACCAAUUGCAUAAUAUGGACAUAAUAUCUGGUACAUUGGGUAAGGCCUUCGGUAACGUGGGUGGUUAUAUAGCUGGUAGUGCGUCUCUCGUGGACAUGAUCAGAUCAUACGCUGCUGGUUUUAUAUUCACCACUUCACUACCACCGACAGUGUUGGCGGGUGCCGUCAAGGCUAUCGAGAUAUUAGCUUCCGAUGAAGGCAGGGAGUUGCGAACACGCCACCAGGAGAAUGUCAAAUAUCUAAGAAAUACCUUACUUAGACAUGGUUUCCCUGUAGAGCAUACCCCUAGCCACAUCAUCCCAAUUAAAAUCGGUAACCCUCAGCAAUGCAACCAAGUCUCGGACAUGCUUAUUAAGCAAAAAGGUCAUUACGUCCAAGCAAUUAAUUACCCGACGGUCGCGAGGGGACAGGAAAAACUGCGAUUGGCUCCGACGCCUCACCACACCAAGGAACUCAUGGAUAUGCUCGUCUCGGAUCUAGAAGAAAUAUGGAUCAAGUUAGGACUCUCAUUCACCGGCCUUCAAUGUAGCAAAGAGUGUAAGUUUUGCAACAAGUCUAUUUUGUUCGACUACUUCGAAGAGCGCACCAGGAAAUGUUCAAAUGAGAUCAUUUGCAAUAUACCGAAUUGCCCACAAAUGGUAGCUGCUCUCUAAUCGCGCAGCCUUAUUUCACAUCAGAUAAUAUAUAAAGUAAAUUAUUUACAUUUU
Messenger RNA from Nicrophorus vespilloides, 1969 nucleotides. RefSeq names its product 5-aminolevulinate synthase, erythroid-specific, mitochondrial-like. Gene Ontology annotation, molecular function: 5-aminolevulinate synthase activity; pyridoxal phosphate binding. Gene Ontology annotation, biological process: heme biosynthetic process; hemoglobin biosynthetic process; erythrocyte development. Bases 209 to 1915 code for a protein of 568 amino acids. Gene Ontology annotation, cellular component: mitochondrion. NCBI's taxonomy places the organism in Eukaryota, Metazoa, Arthropoda, Insecta, Coleoptera, Silphidae. The record is from RefSeq and is a predicted model, not a curated record. The transcript is spliced from 8 exons.